UCAAAGGCUGCGGGAAGCCACUGUCCUGCCACAGAGGGGAGAGCGAAGGGUUAAACCGAGGCUGGGGAAACCUGAUGCUAAUUAAAGGCUUUGGAAUGCCACACACUGACAUUCUAUUCCAGAACCGAGUAGAGUGUGGGUCGAGCGGCGGCUUGAGGAGGGAGAGAUGCAUGUCUCCCGUUACUCUGGUCUUUAAUGACAUUCAGUCGGGUUACCCAAGCUGUUAAACACCAGCCACAGACCGGAUAAAUGAACAGAGAAUGCUGUCUUGCAAAUCGACGCCUUUGAUGUUGUGGUGCCUCUUAUCUUCGCUCGCUAUCGUUGGCGGUGUUGCAGAGAUAUGCCGAGGGACGCAUUGUUUUGGUUCAGAGACAGGGGAUCCCAGACCUUGCUCUGGACCUCACUGUCCAGUGACACGGUCGCACCGACCAUCACGACAACACAACCCCACCACGCAGCUCCGAUCCUCGCAGGUUGCCGCUUACCACCAGCCAACAUAUCACAACACUCCACCACUAAGUUCUGAGUCAAAUCCUCUCGCAGCUCAGCGGGAGAGAUUCGCGGAUGUAGACCCGGAUGGCGCGCGGACGGUGGGGUUCGGACCGGGUUGCACGGGAACGGAUUGUCAUAGCCCGCAGAGACAUCUUCAAACUGCCAAUGACACAAGGGAUUGUAAAGGGAUCGAGUGUAAACUGCCUCUAAGGAUAAGACUCAAGCCUCGACCCAGGGCAUGUGCAGGAGAUGGAUGCCUGUCUGGGAGUGAUGAUGAUGAUGUAGCCGCCGCCACAAGCCACCCCACUCUCGUCCACAUGCCAGACCGAGCUGCCCAGUUUCUGGGAGACUUGCCUGACUUUGGAAACCCCGUGUCUGACCAGGGAAGCGCCCCGCUGGGCGUUCAACUUACUUGCGACAUCAAGCCAGGGGAGAACGAGGUGCCCUCGGAGGAUGCCCUUAUCCUGCACCUGCAGCUGGCCAAGGGACAGGAGAAGCUGGUGGAGGCGCUGCGCUCGCAGCAGACGCUAAUCCGCGACCUGCAGCAAAGGCUGGCCGACCAGCAGGGGGCACUGCUGGCACAGCAGCGGGAGAUCCUGGACCAGCAGCGCCGCAUGUCCGAGCAGAUGGACGUGGUCAAGGCCCAGUACGGCCUGCUGGCCGAGACCCUCAAGCAGGCCUCCUUCCAGGGCCUGCAGGGGGAGCUGCAGAGUUACUUCGAGAGCCACCUGGCUGGCCUCCAGAGCCAGGCGCGCAGCCACCUGCACAAAUCCUACGCCGUGCACAAGGUGGACGUGGACGCCAAGGUCAUGGACGUCCCCGGGGGUGUCGCGGUACCCCUGCCCGGUCUCAGCCACCCUGAGCCCCCCCAUGCACGCCACGUUCUGGCCUGCCCAUCGGCCUGUGGCUCUGAAGAGUACUGUGACUUCCAGAGGGAGCCACCCAGCUGCGAGAGCUGCACCAUGUGCCCGCCGGGCUUCUUCCUGGUGUCCCAGUGCUCUCCCACGGCCGACCGACUCUGCCAGGACAGGGAUGAAUGCCUUGAAUUACCAAAAGUGUGUGGGGAGCGAGUGAAAUGUCUGAACACCCCAGGGGGCUUCCGAUGCCUGGGUGUGUCCGAAAGGGAGGUGUCGGCAGGUCUCUGUGGUCACGAGUAUUUCUAUAACCGCGAGCUUCAGGAGUGCCAGGCCUGCUCGGACUGUGACGGUGUGCCAGUCGCCGCGCCCUGUACGGCCACUAGCGAUACCGUGUGUGGCCCACUCGCCCUCUCCUCCGACAGCCGGCUCUCCCAGGUCUGGAGCGCAGCCUCCGGGCUACCCUCGCCCCGGACUCGGGCCGGACAGCACGUCUUUCCCGGGCUCCAGCUCAGCGUGCGUGGCGGCGAGGCCACGGACCUGCUGCAGUCCAGCCAGGACGGGCAGCUCACGCUCAGGCAGCACGGACUGCUGUGGGUGGACCACAACGUGGCCGUGAAGCACAGCUGCAGGAACUACCUCCAGGUGGGGGUCAGGCUGAAUGGCAGCGAAGAGGAGGUCCAAGACCUGAGCAGCGUACGGCUAGAGCAGCCUGAGAGGAAACGCGUCCAGGGUGUGAGCGUGAGUGUGGCGCUGGAGGUGGAGCCCAACCACACGCUGUCUCUGUUCCUGCGAAGCCCCAACCAGCACUGCAACAACAGCCGUGACCUGCAGGCCUUUGACCUGAGUGGACCGUCCCUCAGCCUGCUCUGGCUCUCCCACGACACGGGCGCCGUGGCCAUGACGGCGCACAUGACCGCCUCCGCCGCCCACUACCAGACCAGCUACCGGCCGUCAUUCAGCGUGGCCGCCGUGUCGGAUGCAUACAUGCUGGCGCUAGGCCAUGACGGCCGGGGCGUGCGCUUCACCGAGGCCGGCGUGGUCAAGUUAAAGGUGCAGCAGGCUAUGCGCUAUGGGCCCUGCGAUGCCGAACGGAGCAGCAGCGAGGUGGCGCGCGCCUUCAAGUCGGGGGUCAACUACCGGGACACGUCGGUCACGCUGUCCGGGGCGGCCCGCGUGGGGGCGAGUGACUCGCUCAGCUUCGAGCUGCUCUCGCCGGCCCAGUGCAGCGUUCGCUACUUCGGCGACAGCUCGGGCGUCAGCAUCUUGAGCGUGAUCUGGAUCCCGCCGGCGCUGGCCAGCGCGCUAUCCGCCAGGAUAGCCGGGCCGGCCUACCAUCAGGCGCAGUACGGAACAAGGCUCUUCUCUUUCAGCAGCUGGACACAGACCCGGGAGUUUCCCCUCCGAGGCAGUGCUGUCAAGCUGACCCUCUACAGGCAGGACACUGGGGGACAGAGGGGACACGCGAGGGGUCAGGUAGGUACAGCCCCGUUGGCACAGCAGGUCAGUGGGCACAUGCCAGAGGGGAGUGAGUGGGCCAGCGUGGGUCUCCGUACUUCCUUCACCAUCCAGAACGGCACGGGCAUCUACGUGACGCUGGACUGCGUCCGUGGGCGUAUUAACCAGAUUAGCCAGGAGGGUGGCCCUAACAUGUCCAUCCUCUGGGUGGCGCUGUGA
Messenger RNA from Alosa alosa (allis shad), 3023 nucleotides. It is a transcript of the gene nell3, whose product is annotated as NELL (neural EGFL like) family member 3. NCBI's taxonomy places the organism in Eukaryota, Metazoa, Chordata, Actinopteri, Clupeiformes, Clupeidae. The transcript has 8 exons. Bases 261 to 3023 code for a protein of 920 amino acids. The record is from RefSeq and is a predicted model, not a curated record. Gene Ontology annotation, molecular function: protein binding; calcium ion binding.